Molecule: messenger RNA, 636 nt
Organism: Penicillium subrubescens
Lineage: Eukaryota; Fungi; Ascomycota; Eurotiomycetes; Eurotiales; Aspergillaceae
Exons: 1
Coding region: 1-636 (211 amino acids)
Source: RefSeq, a predicted model, not a curated record
AUGCCUCGUUCCGCAUUUCAUAUCGGCCCGAAGAAGUUGGUCGAGUCUCCCGCGCCGAAGCUCGAACCCGGCGAAUACCAUACAACAUCAAGCGCCUUACACGAUCUCGAGUUUACUGGUGACCUUCAGCCAUGGCCAGGCUUUUUGAGUGCUGUGCAGACCAUGCAUGAGAGCCACACCUGGCGGAAUGAGUGCCUAGGCCUAACACUUCGUACACGAGACCCCUACACCCACGGAAACAUUGUGGUUGGGGACGAGCAUGGUGUGCAAGGCCGCUUCCAUAAACACUUCGGCGACAUUCUCAACGCUAUCUUCAAAUCACAAUCAAAGAGCAUACGCUUCGCAGAUUUCAGAUGCGUACAGUCCACUUACAGCGGCAUACCUGAUGUGAUUUUGAAGGAUAAUAAUCACCAUUUGAAAGACGUUGGGGAGCUCAAGGUACCCUGGGUUCCCGAUCAUACCAUUGACGAUAAGAUCGACUUCGACAGGGACCUGAGGAAGAUACUCGCCCAACCGAUAAUGUACAUGCAGAACCUGGGGUGUGUCUAUGGAUUCCUCAGCAACUACAAAGAGACGAUCUUCCUCAGACAGCUCGUUGAUGACAAGGCUUGUGGAGGAUCGAGUAUUCUCCGGUGA